CUCCUGCAGGAGCUGUGUGACCUGAGAAGGUCUCCGGCCUUGUGCAAAAGUUGCACGGUGAGCGUGUCUGUGAACCUCCGCAAGCUGUCUUAUUGAAAAGCACAGCAGAGCCGCGAUGUUUAAGUGCAAGGCAGCGUGGAAUAAGCUGGCUCCGCUGGCCCGGGCCUCAUCCUCUUUGUGUCUGCAGAAUGCGCGGAAAUCAGUGCUGAGACAUGGAAGAAGGCUGGAUAUGGUUCAAAAAGCCCAGAUGUCAUCAGGGCCAACAGGAGGGGACAACACUCUGUAUUACGUCCUGGUUGGAGCAACAUUUCUGGGGGCGGGGGUUUAUACAUACCGCACUCUCUCAGGGGACAAAGAAAGAUAUAAGGAGCGUAUUAUAGAAAUUGCCAGUAGGCCUAAGCAAGAGCCACAAGCAGCUGAGGCUGUAGCUAAAGUUGUGGCAGAAUCAAAAGAAGAGCCUGUUGCUGAAGAACCUAUUCCAACAGAACCUUCAGUUGAAGAACCUCCAGUAAUAGAAGCUAUUGUGGAGUCUCCUGAAGCUGAACCUGUUGCAGAAGAACCCGUAACUGAACCCGUAGUGGAAGAACCUGUAACCGAACCCAUUGUAGAUGAUUCUAUUCCGGAACCCAUCGUAGAAGCUCCAGUAACGGAACCUGUUGAAGCCUCUGUAGCGGAAUCAGACAUUGAAGUCCCUGUAACGGAACCUGUUGAAGAAGCUCCAGCGGAAUCAAUCAUUGAAGUCCCUGUAGCGGAACCUGUUGAAGCCACUGUAGCGGAAUCGGUCAUUGAAGUCCCUGUAACGGAACCUGUUGAAGAAGCUCCAGUGGUUCUACAGAGUGAAGAGCCCUUAGCUCCUGUAGUUGAGAGUGAAAUCGAGCCCACACCUGUAAUCAUCGCUGAGCAUGUUCCAGAGGCUUCAUCUGUUUCUGAGAGUGCUGUAGAUCCUGAGCCAGCUUCAGUGCCCCUUGAACCCACUGCUGCUCAUUUAGAUGUCCCCGAACACGCUCCCUAUCUGCUGAUUGGUGGAGGCACAGCUUCAUUCGCUGCAGCUCGGUCCAUUCGGGCACGUGACCCUGGUGCCAGGGUCUUGAUUGUAACAGAGGAGUCUGAACAUCCCUACAUGAGACCCCCUCUCUCUAAAGAACUCUGGUUCUCGGAUGACCCCAAGGUCACUGAAACACUGCGCUUCAAACAAUGGAACGGCAAAGAGAGGAGUAUUUACUUCCAACCUCCCUCGUUCUACAUCAGUCCCGCGGAUCUUGCUAAAGUUGAGAAUGGGGGUGUGGCUGUGCUCACGGGCCGUAAGGUGGUACACAUGGAUGUCAGAGAAAACAAAGUCAAACUGAGUGAUGGUGCAGAGAUCUCCUAUGAAAAGUGCUUGAUUGCCACAGGUGGGGUGCCUAGGAACCUUCAAGUGAUUGAAAGGGGAACAGAGGAGGUGACGAAGAGGACAACCCUCUUUAGGAAAAUUGAAGAUUUUAGAUCUCUAGAGAAGAUCAGCAGAGAGGUGAAGUCCAUUACCAUCAUUGGCGGAGGUUUCCUCGGUAGCGAGCUUGCAUGUGCCAUGGGUCGCAGAUCUAUGGACCCUGGUUUAGAGGUGAUCCAGAUGUUCCCAGAGAAGGGUAACAUGGGAAAAGUACUGCCUGAAUACUUGAGUAACUGGACCACUGAGAAAGUUCGGAAAGAGGGUGUGAACGUUAUCCCAGAUGCUCUAGUGAAAAAUGUGAGCUACAAGAAUGACCAAUUGGAGAUCAAACUGAAGGAUGGUCGAGUGGUGAAGACGGACCACAUUGUGGCAGCUGUUGGUUUGGAGCCCAAUGUGGAACUUGCCAAAUCAGGCGGGCUGGAGGUGGACUCUGAUUUCGGAGGGUACCGUGUUAACGCUGAGCUCCAGGCUCGCUCCAAUAUCUGGGUGGCAGGGGAUGCUGCAUGUUUUUAUGACAUCAGACUGGGCCGCCGGCGCGUGGAGCACCAUGAUCACGCGGUGGUCAGCGGCAGACUGGCUGGAGAGAACAUGACUGGAGCCAACAAACCCUAUUGGCAUCAGUCUAUGUUCUGGAGUGAUCUAGGACAGAUGUUGGAUAUGAAGCCAUCGGUAUAG
Messenger RNA from Pimephales promelas (fathead minnow), 2101 nucleotides. RefSeq names its product apoptosis inducing factor mitochondria associated 1 (gene aifm1). Gene Ontology annotation, biological process: apoptotic process; mitochondrial respiratory chain complex assembly. Gene Ontology annotation, molecular function: FAD binding; NAD(P)H oxidase H2O2-forming activity; protein dimerization activity. The record is from RefSeq and is a predicted model, not a curated record. NCBI's taxonomy places the organism in Eukaryota, Metazoa, Chordata, Actinopteri, Cypriniformes, Leuciscidae. Gene Ontology annotation, cellular component: mitochondrion; cytoplasm.